AUGGCUACCUCACAGACAAAUCCUCAUCAAAAGAGAAAGAUCAUCAUCUUCUCUGACUUCGACGGCACAAUCUUCCUCCAAGACACCGGCCAUGUCCUAGUCGACAACCUCGGUUGCGGCGCAGCCUACCGCAACAAACUCGAAGAACAAUUCAAGACCGGCGAACGCACUUUCCGCGAAAUUUCAGAUGACAUGUGGGGAUCCCUCACCAUCCCCUUCGGCGACGGCUUCGAACUCAUGGAAAAACACCUCAAACUCGACUCCGGCUUCCGCGAAUUCCACCAAUACUGCGUCGCCGAAGGCUUCCCCUUCAACGUAAUCAGCGCAGGCCUAAAACCCGUUCUCCAGCGCACCCUAGAUCUCUUCCUAGGCGCAGAAGAGGCCUCCUCAAUUGAAAUCGUCGCAAACGACCUAGAUGCUCCAGGCGGUAUCCCCUGGAAACCCGUCUGGCGCGACAAUACCGACUCAGGCCACGACAAGGGCGCGAGCGUGAAUCAAGCGCGCGAAAAAGCCCAAGCUGAAUGCGAGCCCGAUGAAAUCCCGCUAAUUGUAUUUAUCGGCGACGGCGUGUCUGAUCUUGCCGCGGCGCGUGAAGCAGAUGUUCUCUUUGCUCGACGGGGUCUGCGACUCGAAGAGUACUGCAUCGAACAUGGGAUUGAGUAUACUCCUUUUGAUGAUUUCUCGCAGAUCAAGAAGGAGGUUGAGGCUAUUAGUCUUGAGGAUCAGCGGAAGACGGGUGGUGUUGGGAAACCGGUGCGGUAUAACCCGCGUGCGAAUAUGUGGAGGAGGAUUUCUAGUAAGGAAGCUGUUCCGACGCUUUUGGCUACGGCUACGCCUUCGCAGGAUGAAAAGAUGGCGCUUUGGCCGGAUUAUUUCUCGCAGCCUAAGCAGCCGGAGACAAUUAAGGAAUAG
Penicillium griseofulvum is the source of this 912-nucleotide messenger RNA. RefSeq lists its product as uncharacterized. The coding region runs from base 1 to 912 and encodes 303 amino acids. Lineage: Eukaryota; Fungi; Ascomycota; Eurotiomycetes; Eurotiales; Aspergillaceae. The transcript has 4 exons. The record is from RefSeq and is a predicted model, not a curated record.